Messenger RNA from Tuber melanosporum (Perigord truffle), 1682 nucleotides. RefSeq lists its product as uncharacterized. The coding region runs from base 793 to 1464 and encodes 223 amino acids. Gene Ontology annotation, biological process: GPI anchor biosynthetic process. The record is from RefSeq and is a predicted model, not a curated record. Gene Ontology annotation, cellular component: endoplasmic reticulum membrane. The transcript is spliced from 4 exons. Lineage: Eukaryota; Fungi; Ascomycota; Pezizomycetes; Pezizales; Tuberaceae.
GGGUGUUUUUGUUUUACCCAUCAGUUUCUUUGUGCCUUGCUGUGCUGGAGUGCGCUGUGAAGUGGCAAUAGUCGGAGGGAAUAACACUGUGAGAGGGGUUGGGAGUCACGGUGAGUGAGUGAGUUGUUGUGAGUUACUGGCAUUGUGCCGGAAUGGCCUACUGGGUAGAAUAUUGCGCCACGUGGAAUCAGCUAGUCUUUGUCCGUCUGUCCGUCUGUCUGCCCGCCUUAUAAUUUUGUCUAUGGUGGAGUAUAGUAUCGGUAUAUGUUAGAACAAUUAUCAUGGAUCUGCCCUUAGCUCAGCUCGGACAGACACGGGAGGGGAGCGAACCACACGGUUGGAUUUGUGGGCUGCUCGGGAGUGCGGAUUGGAGGGGUGAGGUGAUCCGUGACUCGCCUUUACCCUAAGGACUACUGUGCUCCUUAGAAAGGAGGGAUUCUGUGCUGUGCUGCGCGAGCAGGGGAAAGAUGUGAGUGGGGGGGCCGGUUCGAUUAAAGUUAUCAUAUUCUUCCCCGUCAUUGGCACCGAGCGGUUUAUUAUUUGAAACGGCGGGCUUGAGGGAAUGAAGGGAAGAAGGAGGCUUAACUUAUGUAUGACAAUAUUAUCAUAACCCCAUGGGCUGCAUUUUUCCCCCAGGUGAAGAUACGAAGGUUUCGAGUGAUGGGUUGUGCAUGAGCACGUGAUCUCGAAAUUAUGCUCUAUGUCCGCCUUAACAUCGACAAUCCCCUAGUCUAUGUGCUAUCCGCACAAUUCACCACCACCACCUCAACAACAAACACACACCAAAAACAAAUGCCAACCGCAAAAACCCACCCUCGACGCACGGGUCCUACUUCCGCGAUGCGCGCGAUGGAGCCACACAUAUACACCGCAAUCCUGGCAAGCACCUUCAUCACCGCCUUUCCAAACCUGGUUUCUGACCCGGCGAGCACACUCCUGUGGACGCUCCCGGGACUAGCACUUUUGCAAGCAAUCUAUCAAGUCCGCUGCCUCCGCGUGCUGAAACCUGCUUCCCCGUCGGGGACGGGGAGGAAGGAGGGUAUGGGCGUCAGCAGCAAGAUAAUUUCAUCGUUCCUAACAACCCUCUUCGCAACAACGAUCGGCACGGCAGCGCUCUACGUACUGCUCGUGCUCUUCGGUGCCCCUGUGACGACGCAUGUACUCCCCACACUGCUGUGCGCGAUGCAUGCGUCGUUGCUGGCGGUUGCACCGUUGGUGUAUAAGUAUCGCCUCGAGGGCAGGAUCUGGAGAGAGAUUCUGGGAGGGAGGGCCGUUAUCGAGGAGUGCUUCGCUGGUGCUGUCGGCAUGUUGGUGGGUGCGUGGGUUGGGGCCGUGCCAAUUCCUUUGGGUACGGAUCGUGAAUGGCAGAAGUGGCCGGUUACUAUUGUCACCGGGGCGUAUAUCGGAUACACGGUUGGGAAAAGCUUGGGCUGGGCGUACUCCGGGAAGCGUUUGCCUUUGUAGCUUUUUCUUUUUCUUUCUUUCUUUAUUCUUUCACACUGGUAGGUCACGAGCAAGCAAGCUUAAUUCUGUUUAAAACUGCAAGAAAAAAAAUUGUCAGUUGAGCAGGCAAGGAAAGCAAUGAAGGUGGCUUUUUCCCCCCAUUUAAAAAUUAUAAUUUCUGUACCAAAAUAAUGUAUUACUAGCUAUCAUAUCACCGAUAGGAUUGACUUCUGGGGAAA